AUGGCGAAAGACGAAAUUCAGGGAUCUCGGAUCCUCGACGACUCCGCAACUGAGAGGGGUGUCGAGUUGGGUGAACAGAAGGAGGAGUCUGAAAGGCCUGGAACUACAGACGGGCUUGAUUGGGAUAAUGCCCCAGAAAACCCCCUCAACUGGCCAGCAUACCAGAAAUUGUUGCAGGUCAUCAUGCUCUCUGCAACAGCUUUGUUGGCAUCCAUCGGCACGUCAAUCCUGAGCUCUGCUCGUUCCCAAAUCAUGGAGGAAUUCAACGUGAGCAGCACCGUCGCUCUCCUUCCUCUCACCAUGUAUGUUUUGGCCCUGGGCUUGGGUCCUGUCAUCGGCGGGCCUCUAUCAGAAACCAUCGGCCGAUAUCCCGUCUACGUCUCGUGUGUCCCCUUGGGUGCCAUCUUCACUGUCGGGGCUGGCUUCGUCCACAACAUCGGUGGACUGUGUUUCCUCCGGUUCAUGGCUGGUCUUUGCUGGGGCCCUGUCCUGGCUGUCGCGUCAGGGUCCCUCGCCGAGACAUUCAGGCCGAAGAGUCGAGGACCAGUCUCCGCAGUCUUCAUUAUGAUGCCUUUCCUCGGGCCUGGACUUGGUCCUGUCAUAGGAUCGUUCGUCGUGAACCGAAAGGGCUGGCGCUGGACCCAGUGGACCCUCGUCUUCUUCGCCAUCUUCGCCAUGAUCACCACGCUGUUCACCCACGAGACGUUUCACCCUGUGAUCAAGCGGCGUUUGGCCAAGCAGAGAGGCCUCAAAGUAGAACCGUCGCCUCCCAUGGCCGAUCGCCUCAAGACCUUCGCCGUCAUCGCUGUCCUGCGACCCGUUCGCAUGUUGUUCCUCGAACCCAUCGUCGGUUUUUUCUGCCUCUAUGUUGCAGUCGAGUUUGGCACACUGUUCAGUUUCUUCGCUGCAGUUCCAUAUACGUUUGGAACAGUCUAUCACUUUGGAAUAGAGAAGUCAGGCUUGAUGUUCUUGUCCAUCGUCAUCGGCUGUCUGCUCGGUCUUGUUACCAUCGUACUUUGCGAUGUGCUCUUGUACCGCAAGCAGGCUGCUACCUACGGACUCAACAAAAUCCCUCCAGAGUACCGACUCUAUCCCGCUAUGAUUGGAAGCGUCGGGCCACCAAUUGCCCUGUUCUGGUUCGGUUGGACAGCUCGAUCAGAAAUCUCGUGGGCUAGCCCAGCCGCUGCAAUCAUCGUCUUCGCCUGGGGAAAUCUCUGCAUCUUUGUUGGCGCUAUCCAGUACACGACGGACACAUACCACGGAAGCGUGGUGGCGAGUGCAUCAAGCGCAAACGGUCUUGCCCGGUACGGCUUUGCUGGAGUGUUCCCGUUGUUUACCAUUCAGAUGUACGAGAACUUGGGCAUUCACUGGGCAAGCAGCUUGCUCGGAUUUAUUGCGCUGGCUCUCUUGCCUGUGCCUUGGGUGCUGUUCAAAUUCGGCCCACAAAUCAGAGCCAGAAGCCAGUACGAGACCGUCAAGUACGAAUAA
Ilyonectria robusta is the source of this 1488-nucleotide messenger RNA. Its product is annotated as major facilitator superfamily domain-containing protein. Gene Ontology annotation, biological process: spermidine transport; transmembrane transport; spermine transport. The record is from RefSeq and is a predicted model, not a curated record. Bases 1 to 1488 code for a protein of 495 amino acids. Gene Ontology annotation, molecular function: spermine transmembrane transporter activity; spermidine transmembrane transporter activity. The transcript has 4 exons. NCBI's taxonomy places the organism in Eukaryota, Fungi, Ascomycota, Sordariomycetes, Hypocreales, Nectriaceae.